Cooperia oncophora is the source of this 192-nucleotide messenger RNA. Lineage: Eukaryota; Metazoa; Nematoda; Chromadorea; Rhabditida; Trichostrongylidae. The record is from the annotation of a GenBank genome assembly.
GUCUCCUCUCAGCCAAAAGCGCCUUGGACUUGGAAACGCAUCAGUUCCCAGAUCCCAUGUAUGUGACGGCCAUGUCUGAAAACCACUUCAAAGAGGGUCUCACCCUGAUAGCUAACAUACGAAAAUUUUGGCCACGUAGGAAGAUUCUUGUCUACAAUCUGGGAUUGAGCCGGAAAUCAGUCCAUGAACUAA